Messenger RNA from Limulus polyphemus (Atlantic horseshoe crab), 4950 nucleotides. Its product is annotated as zinc finger protein 729-like. The record is from RefSeq and is a predicted model, not a curated record. Bases 455 to 4828 code for a protein of 1457 amino acids. Gene Ontology annotation, molecular function: RNA polymerase II transcription regulatory region sequence-specific DNA binding; DNA-binding transcription factor activity, RNA polymerase II-specific. The transcript is spliced from 3 exons. Gene Ontology annotation, biological process: regulation of transcription by RNA polymerase II. NCBI's taxonomy places the organism in Eukaryota, Metazoa, Arthropoda, Merostomata, Xiphosura, Limulidae. Gene Ontology annotation, cellular component: nucleus.
CAUUAAUGUUGUUGUACGUGAGAAAAAUCAAUAUCCUGUUGGUUGAAGAAAAGAUGUUGAAGUUGUUAGGCUCUACAACAUAGCAUUAGUGAGCAAAAUACUGCAAGCUUUUGAUAUAUGUGAUGUUGUUCAGCGAGAAAAUACUAAUGUAGUAUAUUCAUAAAAUAAGCAACCAUGUUUAUAACUUUCACCAAAACCAACAACAUACAAGUUGUUCUGGCAGGUGAGGUAGUGCUCACAAUUUGAUUUCCUUUCAAGCCAGUAAGUGCAUCACCACCUAGAAACAUUUGGGUUGAAUAAACUUCAGGUGUGGGAUUAUGACUACAGGUAAUUAAAGCUUUACGGCAGAAGAUGAAGAUGGUGAACUUAUAGAACCUCUCCACUUGCUACGUUGUUCAAGUGUUCCUUUCAUAUCUCUAAUAAACUUUAAGUGAGAAUCUGAUAAACAUUGAAAAUGCAAGUGAUUUCAGAAGAAACUUCAAACUCUGAUUUCUGUGAUUGGCAAACUGGAAGUAAUCAGGUGUGUGUUUCAACUUGGAAUGCACUUGAUCAGUCAUGCAGGCAGGAUAUAGUUACAAAUUGUGAAGAUGUUCAACAGUUUGGAGUUAAAAAUAAAGAGGAUAAUCCCUGUGUUCUCAUAUGUAAGUUUUGCGACAUUUCUUUUAAACACAGUGGAGAACUAAAUGAACAUAUGGGAAUAUGCCACAUGAAAGGAAAAGUAUCAUGUAAGCAGUGUCAUAGGAUUUUUCCAUCUCGUGCACUUUUGCGUACACACAGUAAAGAGCAUUGUAAUACAGAAAACAAGUGUCCCCAUUGCAAUUGUAAGUUGAUGAGUCAAACAUAUGGUUCUCAUUUUCCAUUCUGUAGGUAUAAAGGAAGACAAGUAUCUGCAGAAAAUGUAAUUAUUGUUGAUAUCAAUGAAAACGAACUUAAACAACGUACUUGGCACUGUAAGAACUGUGGUCAGUUUUUCAUACAUGGCCAGUUACUUAAAGACCAUGAUUGUAAAUAUACCCAAACAGGAGUUGAUUCUAGAAAUGAUUUUGAUAAUGUUGUUAGCGUGGAAAGUACCACACCCCAUGAUUUACGCGGUUCGGAAGCUCUGCACCAGUGGAAUGGGAAAGAACAAAUAUCCUUUUCUUGUUCAGUAUGUCAUAAAAUACUUUCCAAACAUGAGACUUUGGAAACACAUUUAUGUAAGUACAUUUGCUGUCCACUUUGUGGUUUCAAAACUUUUGAUUUUACUGAAAUAAAUAACCAUCUCAAAAGUUUUCAUGCAGGGAGUUCUGUGGAGAUUAGUUUUUCUGAAAGCCAAGAUUGUAAAGGAGCAAAACCAGAAGAUCAUUUACUUCUCCAAGAAUGUGGUGAUGUGAUAUUAAGUGAAAACAGUGUUCUGUGUAAAAGGUGUGGUGUAAGUAUUCCAAAAAGCAUGCCUUGGAUAAAUCAUAUUUUGGAGUGCCAACAGACUGCUAAAAUGUUAAAGAUAAAUGAACCUAAGUCUACUGACUUUACUGUAGAAACACAGAAAUUUCAAUGUGCUGACUGUAAUAAGACCUUUCCUACUGAGAUAGGAUAUAAAAUUCAUUAUUUAAACAAAAAGAAACUCUGUCCGGCAAACAAGCAAUCCAAACCUUCCAUCUUUGUAACACCACUAUAUGACAUAGGAGUUGAGAACAUGGUAAAAAAAAUUUAUACGUGUUUAUUAUGUAAGAAACAGUUUCAUGAACUAAGAGAUUUUAGAAACCAUACAGUGAAUCGUGCAAGGUUAUGUUCUAAAGCUUAUUUACAAAUGACUUUCUCGGCUGGUAAGACUUUUGUAAAGAAGUGUUUUAGAUGUGGUCACACUUUGCCUCCACAGCAUACCAAGAGCUGUUGUAAGUUUUGCUCAUUUUCUAAAGAUAUUGUUUCACGUAAAUGUCAGAGUUGUGGGGUUUUCAUUAGAAAAAAUUCUUCUAAUUCUAAGUGCCACGUGUGCAGCAAUUUAAAUCAGCGUAUAAUCAAGGAGGAAAAUUGUGAAAGAAGCACCAAAACAUUUAAAUCAAAUAAAAAGAAGAAGAAGAUUGGAGUAAUAUGUUUGCGUUGCUCAGGUAAUUUUAUUAGUCUUUUAAAAUUCAUAAAACACUUGGGAGUUUCGACUUCUUGCAUGAACAAGUAUCCAAGGUUAAAAUGUAGAUGGUGUAAAAUGAACUUCAAAAGUAGUAGAGCUUACUUAAAUCAUCUUUCUGAGCAAAAGGGGGAAUGCACAGAAAAACCUGGCUUAGAAUGUAUUGUCUGUAAACGGUUCUUUAAAAAUGAACAUUCUCUUCGAGUCCACAAAAACUACUGCAAGGUUAAGAGAGAGAAAAGUAGGAAAAGACGGUUUCGAAUAUCCUGUGAAGUGUGUGGAAGGACAUUUUUUAGUAAUGAUUUUGACAUUCUUCGAAGGCAUGAAGCAUAUUGUAGAGAAACAUAUGAUGUUAAAAGUAGUCACAUUACUUCAAAAAAAGUGGUCCAGUCCAGUCUUUCAUCAUUAACUAAUGUAUCACAGUCUUAUAACAAGUGCUCAAGUGAAUUGUCAGUUAAUACCAAUUCAGAAAAGAAACUCAGUAUCCUUUCUUUUUCAGAAAAAGAUCAUGAACAAACUUGUAUUGCUUGUUGUAAACAAUUUAAAAGUAAAAUUUCUUUGCAAGUUCAUCAAAAAAACUGCACGAAGAAAAUGCAGGCCAAUUCUAAAAGCAGGUUUCAGAUAUUUUGUCAGUUCUGUGAAAAAUCAUUUCUAAGUGUGGAUUUCAAUGACCUUCGAAGACAUGACUUGUACUGUAAGGGAGUUUUUGUUAAUAACUCACAGUUUUGUAAGAACUGCUCAAAAUCAUUUCCUACUUUAAAGGAUUUGAAAAAUCAUGAGGUCAAGUGCUCAGUUUAUGAGUGUUACCUUGCCAUGUCAUCCCAAAGAAGCAAGAGUUCUUCUGAAGAACUCGAAUCUCCUUUCGCGGCUUGUUCCAGUAAAUUAGUAUGGUGUCCAAAAUGUGGUCAAAGGUUUGAGUAUCUUGCAAAUCAUGAAUGUAACAAGUUCAUGGAACAUGCAAAGUCAUGUAAAGUUGUUUUACAAAAACUAACAUCAAAAGAAAUUAAGAAAUACAUGAAUAAAAAAGACAUUUCAGUCUCAAGUGACAAAUCAAAUGUUCUUGAAAACUAUGCAGAAACAGUAGAUGAUGAUUUAGAAAGUUGUGAAAUAAAUUAUGAAGUAGUAAACGGUAAAUCUGAUAAAAUAUUUGAGACCUUUCGUGGCCAUGAGCCUUUGAAGAUUUGCUUGAAAAAGAAAACAUUACUUCAAACUCAGAAUAAAUCUCAGAAAAUACAAUACGAAAUUGAACAAACUGAUAAGAAAGAUCUUUAUAGCUGUAAAAUAUGUAAGUUGAAAAUGAAAGAUAGGAAGAAUUACUUGAAACAUAUGAUACACCAUUGUGAUUCAAUUACUCAUCGGUAUCAGUGUCCAUGGUGCCACAUAUAUUUCAGAUGGAAGUAUAAAUUGAUACAACAUCAGUCAGAGUGUUUAUCAUUGUGGUCAAUAAAUAAGUCACUAACUCCUAAAGUUGAUAAAGGUUCUUGUAGGCCAGCUAACAGCAAGAAGGUUUUACCCUAUUCACAGAACAUGUUAAUUACUCAAGACUAUCAACUGAAACCUGAUGUGGAAAAGACAGAAAAGCAAUCAAAUAAGAUUUAUCCUCCAGGUGAUUGGAGCUGCAAUUUCUGUUUUCGUCCAUUUGUCUCUCAGAAUUACAUAGAGAAUCACAUCAAGCGUGCUCAUCCUUUUGUGUGUACCUGUGGAAUGGUUUUAACAGGAAAAGAAGCACUUUCUCAUUCUCAAGAAACUUUUAAGAAGCCUAACCAUAUUGUAUAUGUAUCACUAAUAAAACAAGGAACAAAAGAUUUGGAUAUAAUUCCUUUUGAUCACCUUAAAAAUGAGUUCAAAGCCUUCCGAUGUGAAAAUUGCAAGAUAAACUUUCUAAAUGAGAAAACAUUUUUCUGUCAUUUUGAUAAGUUUCCUUUGUGUAAAGCAGCUAUUACACAGAUAGAUUCUUUUACUUCCAAAAUGUUUUCUAAGUAUUUACUGUCAGGAUGUGUAGGAGACUUGAGAGAUAUUUCUACAAAGUUUUCUUCAACACCUGAGGAUUUUAAUCAUGAACAGAAAUUAACAGAAGUACAGAAAACUUAUGAUAAUCAAAUCUUUGGUAAUAAUCCUAAAUUUACAUUUCACCAAGAUUCUGUCUUUCCUGCAACUGCUGUAUCAAGUGAGAUACAGAACACUUUCCAUUUUGAUGGCUGUAUUACACAAACUGAAAAUAAUGAUGUGAACUUGAUGUCUGUGUCAAGUGAGCCACAAGUUGUAGAAGAUCAAGAUGAAAUCCAGAACAUUUUCCAUCCUGUGGGUUGUAUUAAACAAGCUGAGAAUAACAAUGUGAACUUGAUGUCUGCGUCAAAUGAACCACAAGAUGUAGCAGAUGAAGAUGAAAUCCAGAACACUCACCAUUUUGAUGCUGGUUGUAUUACACAAACUGAGAAUAACAAUGUGAACUUGAUGUCUGUGUCAAGUGAACCACAAGUUGUAACAGAUCAGGAUGAAAACCAGAACACUUUCCAUACCGAUGGUUGCAUUGAACAAACUGAAAAUAACGAUGUGAACUUGAUCUCUGUGUCAAGUGAGAUACAAGUUGUAGAGAAUCAGGAUGAAAUCCACAACACUUUCCAUCCUGAUGGUUGCAUUGAACAAACUGAAAAUAACGAUGUGAACUUGAUACCUGUGCUGGUUGAAAUUAUGCCAGAUGAGCCUUCAAUCCUGCCACACUAAUACAAUAUUCUUUCUAGGUGUUCGUAACAAACCAGUGAAUUAACAACUGUACACUCUGCUUUGUUUUGUAAUUGCUUUUCUAACUGUUAAAAGAAAAAAAGUAAAGAUUUCUAUUAAUGUCA